AUGAGGCUUUUAUUAUUUGCAUUUUACGCUGACAUGGGUAGCUCGAGAGAUAUUGCAAUAGGGCCCGUGGCAGUCGUUUCACUUCUUCUAAGAGCUAUGUUGCAAAAUGAGAUUGAACCGGCAGACGAUUUUGAAGCUUCUGCGAAACUCGAAUUCAUUAACCAACAAAAUCUCAUUAUGAACAUGGAGAACAAAGCACUGAAGCAACGCCUAGAGAGUUUAGCUCAGGAGCAGCUAUCAAGUAUUAAUUCCCGCACACGCAAGUCGGGGAUAGAGUUGGCAUCUGGUAAACACCUCCCCUCUUCACAAUCUCUCAUUCCAAUUCUCAAAAGGAACAAUUCAGUCACUCACAUAUUCACAGGAAACUAG
Molecule: messenger RNA, 369 nt
Organism: Striga asiatica
Lineage: Eukaryota; Viridiplantae; Streptophyta; Magnoliopsida; Lamiales; Orobanchaceae
Source: the annotation of a GenBank genome assembly